UCAAAAUUCUAAAUACCGUACUGGCUUUUGCUAGUUAUUAUUUUACAAAAGCUUUUAUAUUAAUAAUUUAUGUUCCUGUUAGGUAGUAACCAAACCUAAAUCAGUUUUGAUUUUAAUAAAACUGAACUGUUAGGCGUGGAAAAUGAAUACUACGGAAUAUGUUCAAAUAAAGGACCUGAAGCCCGGACUGAAGAACAUCAACGCCGUUUUUAUAGUCCUGGACGUGGGGCCGCCGACGCUGACGAAGGAGGCGCGCGAGGUGCGCACGUUGCGGGUGGCGGACGCGUCGGCGUGCGUGAACCUGUCGGUGUGGGACGAGCCGGGCGCGCUGCUGCAGCCGGGCGACAUCGUGCGCCUCACGCGCGGCUACGCGUCCCUCUGGCGUUCCGCCCUCACGCUGUACUCCGGCAAGUCCGGGGACAUACAGAAAGUUGGGGAAUUUUGCAUGUUGUUCAAUGAGCAGGUCAACAUGAGCGAGCCGCAGCCCACGCCGCCGCCGCCCGCCAACCCGCCGCAGGACAGGAGCAACGGGACGCACCAGCCGCCCCGGAAUCUUUCCCAGUCGCAGACUCCCCCUACCGGACCCUCCUUAGCCCCGAAGAACGAGAGAUUCACCCAAAACAAUCAGGAGCAUGGAAACAAGCAUCAGCACAAAACAUAUGUGCGGGGCCGGGGCCAUCAGCGGGGGAACAACAGGAGAUAGCUGACUUCUAGGAUAUUAUAUUAAUAUUAUACUCUAUGAUAGGUAUAUAUAUAUAUAUACUAUGAUAUUAGGUUUUGAAGUUGGGAGAGAUUAAGAUAUAAUAUGUAUAUUAACAACAAUUAUUUUUUCAUCAGUGUUCCGCCUUUGUUAUGUCAAUGACAGGGCCGAGCUGCCUUAUGUGCGAAGUGUGCGGCGCAAACAAUAGGGGCGCCGAGGCGUAGCCAGUUUCGGUCAAAUUUUAAUAAAUAAGAAGUUGAAACAUUAUGAUUCGAGAAAAAGAGGUGCUUCACAGAUUUCGUACACUGGAGCUGUGGGGAGCGGCCCUGGUCAAUAAAUAUUGAAUACAGAAGCACCUUAGGGUGAAGCCAAAUGAGUGUAAUUUUGUGAGUCAUGAUCAGUAUGAAAAAUAAUUUACGCGACCGAAAUUCUGCGACUCAAAACUCAUACAAAUAAGCUUAUUUGGCUGCACCCUUAAGCAAUGUGCUCCAAGUUCUAUGUUAUACAUUUUCAAUUUUCGAUAGAUUUGCAGUAAUCCCUAGAACUUUUUAAUGAUUCUGAUAGUAAUUAUGAUUAUUCUGUUAAAUAUCCUUUAAAUUGUAAAAUAACAAUAUUAUGAAGUUC
Messenger RNA from Aricia agestis (brown argus), 1324 nucleotides. Its product is annotated as SOSS complex subunit B homolog. The coding region runs from base 143 to 703 and encodes 186 amino acids. Gene Ontology annotation, biological process: double-strand break repair via homologous recombination; mitotic cell cycle checkpoint signaling; response to ionizing radiation. The record is from RefSeq and is a predicted model, not a curated record. Lineage: Eukaryota; Metazoa; Arthropoda; Insecta; Lepidoptera; Lycaenidae. Gene Ontology annotation, molecular function: DNA binding. Gene Ontology annotation, cellular component: SOSS complex. The transcript has a single exon.